UUUUUUUUUCAAGUUCGUCUCUUAGAGGAGUUCUAUGUUAACGACUAACAAUGCUGAUACGGACGAAGGAUUUGGUGAUAUCAACGCCGAUAAUGGUUAUGAUAUCGACUUGGUAAAAGAAGAGCUUGAGUAUUACAAGAAAAAGGAAAGUGAGCCAAAAGACGAGGGAGAUCUUAGCGACAACGACUCUGCUAUAGACAGUGCGAGAGUUUGGCAUCUUCCGGUUCCGCUAGCAGAACGGAAUUCGCCGAGAAAGAAUACAAGCGUUUGCAUUGUAUCAUCGAGGACGAUUGCGCUGAAGAACCUUCACAAAGUCGAAUUGCUGCGAUAUCGAGCAUGUGCCGAGCAAUACAUCCUAACCAAAGAGCGCCUUCUAUUUCAUUUUUUGGAGUUCAUUGAUCUGCCCAAAGAAAAACCGUCAGCUUAUGAGGAUCCCUCUUUCUAUACUGUAUGCAAUGGUGCGAUUGUAGUGGAUACGAACUAUCAGUUUAGGGAAGAUGAUCCAUUGUCACAGUACAGUGAAGAGCAGCUCGUCAAUCUCGCCACACCGUACUUUGCACUUCAUGUGGAACUUCGCGAAAUUGCACGAUUUGCUGACAAAUUGGAGGCAAAUGUUCGCACGCCAGCUUUUUGGCAAGUUUUCCUUGAAUACACAAGGCAAUUUUUUGCAUGCUAUUCGAACACUAUCGCAAUUCUACGACACCAGAAACGUUUAUCGAUAGCAAGUCUUUUGGAGAAAACAUCAUCGCUCCGAGAAUGCGUUCAGCUGCUGUACGAAAUGAGUUGUGCUUGGUUUGAGACACGCAAUUUCGAUUGGUUGCAAGUUGAAUUGGCUUGGAACAAUCUCUUUGUUGUGAUGGACAGGAGUGAAGACUUGAAUAAGGAUGAGAUACUCAUGGUGACACAGCUGGAGCAGUCUUAUUGCCAGUUUUUGCUCAGAAUCAUGGAUCAUAUCUACUCGCUUGGAAGUGUACCACGUAAUCAUGAGAAGUUUUUCAUCCUAUACAACGAUACAGCUGAUCCAGAGUUGUUGAUCACGAGAUCUCAUUCUGAUAUGCAAUCCUUGCUUUGGAAUGACAGCUUACUUCUUACGGUUCUCCGUGGAUCUCAAGCUCGUUUCCGUCUCGGCCCCGAAUUGGAUGUGACACCUGUGUUCUCUACCGCAUUCUAUGAUAGCUUGAAGGCACUCGGCUGGAGUGAAGGAAUGUUCUUUUCAUUCCAAAACUUCAAAAAUGCAUUUGAAAUGGCAGCGCAGAAGCUGACGCAUGAGCUGAGCAACAAAUUGCUAUCGCAGAUAAGUGAAGCUGGCUUGCACCAGUAUUGGCAGGACAUGAAGGAAAUCACCUGCGGUAGAGUAGCACAUUGCUUCGCUGCAUACGUAUACGGUUGUACUUCGGAUCCAUCCAAGAUAGUUGCGUUAGAUCUGGUGGAAGUGUAUAAUUCGGCAUUGCUUCGCAGCGGCAUACCUCCCAACCGAGCGAUCAAAUGGCGCUUAGCUACGACAGCUAUUUCAGAGACAGAUCAUAGCAUUAGUUGUGAUCUCGAAAGACCUCUGAAUUAUGUGAUACGUCCCACCUUGAUACCAGCAAUGAAUGCCUGCAUGGACAAUAUGUUCAAGAUCUUCCGGGUCGUGGAGUUGUUGACGAGUGUCAGCUCAGACAGGAAAAAAGCUGAAGAUUACGAGAGAGUCUGUGACGAUAGAAAAGUAGCUGAGAGACGAGUUCGCCACAUGUUCUUCAUUGUGCACAAAUUGCUUUCGCUCGUAACCAUCAUAAAGGAUCUCUUCGUGGAGAAGGUUUCGUCGAUCUUCGACAGACAUGCGGAGGCAUUAUCAAGGGCUGAAGAAGUUGAAGAAGUAGAUGAGAUCCUAGCUCAAGCCGAAUCAGAAUUACAAGCACUGAUGGCUCGCACGGAUAUUCGAAAACAGUUUCAUGAGAUCGUUGACAUACUCAAACGGCUUGCUGAAGAGAUUCGUCUGAAGUCUGUCAGCAAUGAUCUGGCGUCAGAUACAUUGUUGAGGUGGCAUAAAACAACUGUGCGAACUGUGGAAUUCUUGGCUUUAAUUGGAGCUGCGAUCGGGACAAUGUUCGAUAUCCAGCGGAGGAGAUUGAUUGAAGACUGGUUGGCUGCAAUACAACUCAGUUUGGUUUGGAAUCGCUCCGAAGGGGUGCCAUUAGUACACGUCCGAAGAAGAGGUUGUACACACUCUGAGUAAUCUUAUCAGUCAUCUUUGGAAUUCUUCAAUCAGAUCUGUUUGUUUUAAUGCUUAGUCAUUCGGCUACUUCAUUUCUGCUCAAUUUAUAACUGCCUGUACCUCUUUUUCAUAACUAAGUGUGCUUAUCUACUUCCCAUUGUAAGGUGCUCCUUUCUGCCUUGUACUGCAAAUAUCUGAGGUGCAUCUUAUGCUAUCUGCCUUUGUCUUAUCUAAACUCGGGUAUAUUUACGGUUCCUACAUAUCUCAUGCCAAUUUUUCGUAAUGUUCUAAUGAAUUUAAGUUGUAGAAGGUUUUCUUGUUCCUAUAAUUUCUAGAAAUUUCAAUGAUGUUUUUGCAUGAAUAUGUACAUUUUAAUUGUGACAGCUUCUAAUCUUAGAAGAUUUAAUAUAUGCCUAUUGACGAAUUCAUCGAAAUAAACUG
Messenger RNA from Cylicocyclus nassatus, 2635 nucleotides. The record is from the annotation of a GenBank genome assembly. NCBI's taxonomy places the organism in Eukaryota, Metazoa, Nematoda, Chromadorea, Rhabditida, Strongylidae.